UCUACAGCACGAGAACUGUCACGACUGUUUGGAGUGUGCCAUGCUCCAAUUAUACAACAUUUUUCUGAAUCUAUUUUAGGUUCAACCACAAUCAGGUGUUUUGAUCAAGAAGAGAGGUUUAUAAACAUAAUCCUAAAGUUGGUGGAUAGGUAUUCCCGGCCCAAGUUUCAUUUUUCUGGUGCAAUUGAGUGGUUAUCCUUCCGCAUGGAUAUGUUAGCAUUAAUCACAUAUGCCAUUUCUUUGAUUUUCUUGAUCUCAGUGCUAAAGGGAGUACUUAGUCCUGGUGUUAUGGGUAUAGCAGUCACAUAUGGGCUUAGUUUCAGUAUGCAUGGGCUAAUGUGGGAUCUUAGCGUUCUUGAAAGUAAAAUCAUAUCUGUUGAGAGAAUACUGCAGUAUACUUGCAUUCCUAGUGAACCCCCUUUGUUAAUAGAAGAAAAUAGGCCAGGUCAUGAGUGGCCAUCACAAGGGAAAAUUGAUAUUAUUGAUCUACAGGUUCAGUACGCUCCACACCUUCCUUUUAUCUUGCGAGGUAUCACAUGCACUUUUUCCGGAGGGAUGAAUAUUGGCAUAGUUGGGCGAACGGGGAGUGGUAAAUCUACUCUUGUACAUACUCUCUUCCGCAUAUUUGAACUUACUGCUGGGCAGAUUUGGAUAGAUGGUAUUGAUAUCUCCAAAAUUGGACUUCAUGACUUACGUUCAAGAUUGAGCAUCAUCGCACAAGACCCCAUAAUGUUUGAGGGGACUCUAAGAACAAAUCUUGACCCACUUGGAGAGUACACUGAUAAGCAGAUCUGGGAGGCUCUAGAUAAAUGCCAGCUUGGUGAUGAUGUUAGAAAGAAGGAAGGGAAGCUUGAUUCUACAGGUUGGUUUCUUCUCAUAUACACUUUGUACUUCUCAGCAUUAAGUUAUCCAUACACGAGCACAAUCCUUCCAAAUUUCUUAUCAUAUGAUGUGUCUGACUUUUACAUCACAAUCUAA
Molecule: messenger RNA, 978 nt
Organism: Macadamia integrifolia
Lineage: Eukaryota; Viridiplantae; Streptophyta; Magnoliopsida; Proteales; Proteaceae
Product: ABC transporter C family member 3-like
Exons: 4
Coding region: 205-978 (257 amino acids)
Biological process (GO): transmembrane transport
Cellular component (GO): vacuolar membrane; plant-type vacuole
Molecular function (GO): ATPase-coupled transmembrane transporter activity; ATP hydrolysis activity; ATP binding
Source: RefSeq, a predicted model, not a curated record